GGCGGGAUGGAGGCUGUGGGACCGGCUCGCGGCUGCGGGUCUCGGUGAAGCGGGGAGGGAGCCGGAGUCGCAGCCGGAGGGGGGAGCCGGGCCGAGCGGGAGAGGCAGGCGGCGCGGCCAUGGCCACGAUGGUGCUUCCGCGGGAGGAGAAGCUGAGCCAGGACGACAUCGUGCUGGGCACCAAAGCCGUCAUCCAGGGGCUGGAGACCCUGCGCGGGGAGCAUCGUGCUCUACUCGCGCCCCUGGUCGCCCACGAGGCCGGUGAGACCGAGCCUGGCUCGCAGGAGCGCUGCGUCUUCCUGCGUCGCUCUCUAGAAGCCAUAGAGCUGGGACUCGGGGAGGCCCAGGUGAUCCUGGCGCUGUCGAACCACCUGGGGGCGGUGGAGUCGGAGAAGCAGAAGCUGCGGGCGCAGGUGCGGCGCCUGGUGCAGGAGAACCAGUGGCUGCGCGAGGAGCUGGCGGGGACGCAGCAGAAGCUGCAGCGCAGCGAGCAGGCCGUGGCCCAGCUGGAGGAGGAGAAGCAGCACCUGCUGUUCAUGAGCCAGAUGCGCAAGCUGGACGAGGACGCCUCCCCCAGCGAGGAGAAGGCGGACGUCCCCAAAGACUCCCUGGACGACCUGUUUCCCAGUGAGGAUGAGCAGAACCCAGCCCCCAGCCCUGGCGGAGGGGACGUGGCCGCCCAGCACGGAGGGUACGAGAUCCCUGCACGGCUGCGCACCCUGCACAACCUGGUGAUCCAGUACGCCUCGCAGGGCCGCUACGAGGUGGCCGUGCCACUCUGCAAGCAGGCGCUCGAGGACUUGGAGAAGACGUCGGGCCACGACCAUCCUGACGUGGCCACCAUGCUGAACAUCCUGGCACUGGUGUAUCGGGAUCAGAACAAGUACAAGGAGGCUGCCCACCUGCUCAACGACGCCCUGGCCAUCCGGGAGAAGACGCUGGGCAAGGACCACCCAGCUGUGGCCGCAACGCUCAACAACCUGGCGGUUCUGUACGGCAAACGGGGCAAGUUCAAGGAGGCCGAGCCGCUGUGCAAGCGGGCGCUGGAGAUCCGGGAGAAGGUCCUGGGCAAGUUCCACCCCGAUGUGGCCAAGCAGCUGAGCAACCUAGCCCUGCUGUGCCAGAACCAGGGCAAGGCGGAGGAGGUGGAGUUCUACUACCGGCGGGCCCUGGAGAUCUACGCUGCCCGCCUUGGGCCAGACGACCCCAAUGUGGCGAAGACCAAGAACAACUUGGCUUCCUGCUACCUGAAACAGGGCAAGUACCAAGACGCCGAGACCCUGUAUAAGGAGAUCCUCACACGCGCACACGAGAGGGAGUUCGGCUCCGUGAACGGGGACAAUAAGCCCAUCUGGAUGCACGCAGAGGAACGGGAGGAGAGUAAGGAUAAACGCCGGGACAGCACCCCCUAUGGGGAAUACGGCAGCUGGUACAAGGCCUGCAAAGUAGACAGCCCCACAGUCAACACGACCCUACGCAGCUUGGGGGCCCUAUACCGGCGCCAGGGCAAGCUGGAAGCCGCGCACACGCUGGAAGACUGUGCCAGCCGCAGCCGCAAGCAGGGCCUGGACCCUGCCAGUCAGACUAAAGUGGUGGAGCUGCUCAAAGAUAACAGUGGGAGGCGCGGAGGCCGCAGCAGCAGCCGCAGCCGAGAGGUGGCUGGGGGGGCCGGGCUUCGCGCCGAGCCUGACCCGGAAGACGGGGGGCCCGCACCCGAGUGGAGCGGGGAUGGCAGCGGCUCGUUGCGACGCAGCGGCUCCUUCGGGAAGCUGCGGGACGCCCUGAGGCGCAGCAGUGAGAUGCUGGUGAAGAAGCUGCAGGGAGGUGGCCCCCAGGAGCCCCCUAAUCCCAGGAUGAAGCGGGCCAGCUCCCUCAACUUCCUCAACAAGAGUACGGAGGAGCCAGUCCAGCCUGGAGGAGCCGGCCUCUCUGACAGUCGCACCCUGAGCUCCAGCUCCACGGACCUCUCCCGGAGAAGCUCCCUGGUGGGCUAA
Molecule: messenger RNA, 1994 nt
Organism: Orycteropus afer afer
Lineage: Eukaryota; Metazoa; Chordata; Mammalia; Tubulidentata; Orycteropodidae
Gene: KLC2
Product: kinesin light chain 2
Biological process (GO): microtubule-based movement
Cellular component (GO): membrane-bounded organelle; cytoplasm; kinesin complex
Molecular function (GO): kinesin binding
Source: RefSeq, a predicted model, not a curated record